AUGGCACUGCUUCUCCCCUCCAGGUCGCCUUCGCUUCUUCGGUCGCUGCCGCGUUUGACGCACCCACCUCGCGCUUCAUAUCAUGACUACAUUCGCAUCUCCACACCAGACGGCGGGACCGCUCGGCUAACACUCAAUAAUCCGAACUUCAUCGGUGUAGCGAACUUCAGAGGCGAGCGCAGGUAUCAGGAAGACUUCUAUGCGUUUGCCGCGCUGUCCCUCGACCCGGAGGAGCUGAGACUCAGCUACAAGAAGGCACACAACCUUGACUGGGUUCCCUCCGAAUUGCCCACCACAUUGGCUCGACAAAUGCUCUUCGUAGGCAUCUACGAUGGCCAUGGCGGAUCCACCGUGUCUCAGUUCUGCCGACAAGAGCUCCACGGUCUGUUCGAGAACGUCCACAAGUCCCAAGUACCUGAAGUUUACGCCUGGGCAAAGGAACUUGGCGGAUAUUUCAGACGGUUCACCGGGGGCGUGUUGUCACCCUGGCUCGACCAGAAUGCCGAGUCGUACCAGCAAGAGCUGGAUCUUGAGGCGCGAGCAACGCUGGCAUUCUUUGAGGUGGACAAGAUCCUGUCUGAGGAGAAGGAAGCGAAGGAGUGCGGUGCGACCGCGUCCGUCGUCUUCCUCAAAUCCUUAGAUAAUUUGGGCUACUUUCAAUCUGAACAUCUUGCGCUGACUGUCGCUCACGUCGGGGACACUCGCGUGCUCCUCACCUCGACGGAAGCCGGCAGGGUCAAGCCCAUGACCGAAAACCACCAUGCCGAAUCACGUGUGGAAUCUGUGAGGUUGCGUAGGAUGAUGGGUGGGUUGACCACGGACUCGUUCGGAGAGGUUCGGUGGAUGGGCGUCUUGGCAAAUACUCGUUGCUUGGGUGACCUCAAGUUCAAGCCAUAUGGGGUGACGCCUGAACCAGAAGUACGCCAUAUGCUGCUCGAAGGCCAGCAGUGGUCCCAUAUCACACUGAUCUCCGAUGGCGUGUCUUCUGUCGUCUCAGACGAAGAGAUCUCUGACCUCGCGCGAGGCGCGCUCUCUCCGAAGCACGCAGCAGAACGCAUCUGUUCGUUCGCUGAGGAGAUGGGAAGUGAAGACAACCAAACAGCUCUCGUAGUGCCUCUCGCUGGAUGGGGCAAGAUCACAGGUCCCGACCGCACAAAGGAACUCAGAGAGUACCGCCGCAAAGGAUUGGAGGGCAACGAGCGACAUCGUGGCAGGUGGAUGUGA
This is a messenger RNA of Dichomitus squalens LYAD-421 SS1, 1224 nucleotides long. Its product is annotated as protein serine/threonine phosphatase 2C. Lineage: Eukaryota; Fungi; Basidiomycota; Agaricomycetes; Polyporales; Polyporaceae. Gene Ontology annotation, biological process: protein dephosphorylation. The coding region runs from base 1 to 1224 and encodes 407 amino acids. Gene Ontology annotation, molecular function: protein serine/threonine phosphatase activity; cation binding. The transcript has 8 exons. The record is from RefSeq and is a predicted model, not a curated record.